This is a messenger RNA of Leishmania mexicana MHOM/GT/2001/U1103, 1335 nucleotides long. RefSeq lists its product as hypothetical. NCBI's taxonomy places the organism in Eukaryota, Euglenozoa, Kinetoplastea, Trypanosomatida, Trypanosomatidae. The record is from RefSeq and is a predicted model, not a curated record. The coding region runs from base 1 to 1335 and encodes 444 amino acids. The transcript has a single exon.
AUGGCACCCAAAGCUGGUAGUGUUGGUCCAAAGGCGCAAGCCGGUGCUUCCCCGCUGGUGGUCCACGAGCCUCUCAUCAUUGCGGCUGCCUUCCUCGACGGCGUGGUAGCUGUGUCGGGUGUGCCUGUGAUGGUAGCGCAGGCUCCGUAUGUCUCGUUCCCCUCUGGUGCCCACCUUGCCGCGUACCAGCUGUGCUUUCUGUUUCCGCAGCUCAUUACCACACUUGUGGCGGAGCAACUCACGCUGCACGUGAGUGCCUCGGCGCUCUUACUUUUCACACUGAUAUGCUCCACAGGCAGCGCGGCUAUCGUGGCGCUGAGUCUGUCGCAGCGGGCGGUGUCGCUCUUCUUCGCCUCUCAUAUUCUGAACGGUGUCUUUCGACACACCAAGACGCUGUUUGGCGUCACCGCGAAAGCACUGCACAUGCCGACCACUGACGUCAGUGCAGCUGCCCGCUACGGUAUGAUGGCCGGCAUGCUGCUCAGCGGAAUCGCAGGUGACAUCAUGCGCGAUGCAGUACAGGUGGCGCAACUGUUCAUAGGGGUAGAGGCGGUUGCUGCGACGCUGGUACUCGCACACCUCCUGCUGCGGAGUCGCACCGUGGUGGUGACCGCCCGAGCCAGUCAGGAGUACGCCCAGUGGCUCCCCAGUCUGACACGGGCACCGGCAGCUGUGCACCGCUCCAUGUGGGCCCUCAUUGCCGUCAUGUUGGCUUCCUCGGUGAAUCAGGUGAUGUACCCCAUUGCGGCGCCCGCCUAUGGUCUGCCAUACUCCUUCGCGGGUGCCCACUUGUGUUUCAAUAUGGUGCUGCAAAUGGUCCUGAUGCCAUCCGUUGUGGAGGCUGCCAAGCGCAUGGCGCGGCGGUGGAAGUCGAAUGUGUUGCUGACCGGCAGCGAGGAGGAUAAGUUGUCGGUUACCGCCGGGCUCUUACUCCUUGCGGGCUGCACUGUUGUUCCGUACGCUUCUGAUUGCGGGCCUUUUGUCUUUUAUCCCGCUUCGCUGCUUUUGGUGGACCUCCCCGCCGGUGUCCUGGCCACGCUCGCCGCGAAUGCAGUGCAGGAGACAUUCGGACACGGCUCCGGCGACCGACCGAAGGUCACAAGGCUGCUCGCCCACAUCACGCAACUCGUGAAGAUGUUUGCGGCGCCGCUGCGUAUCUGCACGGCAGAGAGCCUCAGGGGGUACAAAUACCCUGUGCGCUACAUCAGUAUCCCUCUGAUGACGUACGUGCUGGUGUACACCCGCACACACAACGUCACGUACGCGGUGGCUGGACUGGCGACAAUGCUGUUCCUUCUCACGUCCACUGUCUCCUCCUUUGACGGUGAACUGUAG